Cherax quadricarinatus is the source of this 8089-nucleotide messenger RNA. Lineage: Eukaryota; Metazoa; Arthropoda; Malacostraca; Decapoda; Parastacidae. The record is from RefSeq and is a predicted model, not a curated record.
UGGUGAGGGUCGGCAGCGUGUUGGAGUGCCGGCGGUGAUGCCCACACCGGCCGCUGUGCCCAGUUGGCGCUUUACUCUGGCACCUCAUACCCACGGAACAUGUGACACCGUCCGUGGCCCUCCCGUGGCAUCGUCUGUGGCCCUCCCGUGGCAUCGUCCGUGGCCCUCCCGUGGUAUCGUCCGUGGCCUUUUCCCUGCGUCUCAACUGGUGGAGGCCUUAGACCUAAGUCCUCAAGGGAUUCAACACCAAGAUGCGAAUUUGGGACAGUUGAAGAUCUUGCUAGCCGAACAGUGUUUCUGUGAACCAACAGUGUUUUUGUAGUUGCUGAAGCCGAUGUGUUUAGGUGUAUUUCGUACGAGGUGUUGUGACGGGGGGAGGCAGGGAGCCAUGUUUGUUCGUGGCAGCUAGAGGUUGGAAGUGAGGGCUAUUGGAUAAGUCUUCCCUGAGAGUGAGGGGAGAGCGAGGGAUACUCGUAUCUCUAAAGAGGGAGAGGAAAAGAAAGAAAAAAGCAGGAAGUGAUUAGCCCGGGUAAAAAAUAGCGUGAGGUUGGUUACUGUGAUAGCCUGAGAACUGUUGAGACUCAGGGGAAAAAUAAAAAAGUUUGCCCUGCACGUGGAGGGUCGCCAGUGUUGCUGUGAGAGGGACUUUUGUUUGAGCUUCCGGUGAGAAGACAUCACUGCCAGUGUCACCACCAGUGUCACCACCACCGCCACCAUGACGACCUUCUGUCGCAUCACCGGUUGCGCUCGCAACCUGCCCAAGCCUUGUUACUUCCCGCUGUUGCCGCCCAUCACUCCCGCCGAGGCUAAAAAACUCUGUCGAAUCACCGGCAAGGCGUCAGAAAUACACAGCUACUCACCCAUUAUCGCCUUCGGUAAGCCAGUUCGCUUCGACGGCACAGAAGGAUGCAAAAUUACCAAACACGAGAGUCUAGUCUACGUGCGUCCUGUGUUUGAGAAAACUAAGGAAAAUGAGAAAUCUUAUUCCUAUCUAGAAAGCCUUCUCAAGAAGAUGAAAGGUAAACUUAAGAAACGACCCGAAGGUGAGCUGGAGUUUGUUUAUCAUCUUUCAGAGCAGAAGACUAACUUGAUAGUGCCUUGUGAGAUGGAGGAAGCUAUCAGGACGGGGGAGCUGGAGGCAGUCUCCAUGAGCAAGGAUAGCAAGUUUGUCAAUGUCAAGAUCAAACAAGGACGUAUUAUCAAGAUGAAUCUCAGGGUCAUUCAGUUCUCCGAGAUUAACGAGAGAAAUGAUCUGUUUUAUGGGCGCGGGCAAAACAAGGAUGUUCUGGAGGAGCAACAGGAGAUCCUCAAUGAGAGGAACAAGAGGAAAGCCAACACCAUGGCCAGAAAACAGCGUUUCGAAGCUCUCGAUGCUAAAGCCGAGGCAGACGAACUGAGAGAUACUGUGAGACCUCCUUACAACAAACCCAGAGUCAAGUUCAAUGCAAAACAACGAGCAGAGAAACUAGCCAGGAUGGAGGCGAUGAUGAGGGAACAGGCAACAAACAGGGCCAUUCUCCUACCUAAGCUUGAUACUAAAAAGAUGCAAGACGAACAAUUGCAGUACGAGAGGAUGCUUGCGGACAUCAUGAAGGCUCAGGUGUCCUCAAUUAACGUAACAGUCCUUGCAUCGGGCUUAGACUGGCACGCAGCGAACGAGGCCGAGAAUGCCGGCUUUGACUGGGACAGUUUCCCGCACGAGGAAUGGAUCGAUCCAGUUGAGAUCGUGGAGACACAAGUGGCAAAAGAAGAAGUACUGAUGAGGGAAGAUGUGACCAACCUUGAAAUUGUUGUCUCUGUGGAAACUGUCAAACCCGCGCUACCGAUGCCGGAGGAUGUGGCAAAGAGAAUGUGUAACUUGAAGGAAGAUGUCCUUAAGAAGACCGAGCAUGUUACAGAGACUCUGAAGUCUGUGAGAGAAGCUGAAAUAAUCCCAACGUUCAGCGAUAUCAGCAAGAUUGCAGCUGGAAUUGAGACGGCGGAGGUGGGAUACCUAGUCACGAAGGAGGAUAAAGCCGAGUUUGUAACUAAAGUUGAUUAUAAUGAGAAUGAAAAACAGGCUGUAUCCGGAGCCUUGGUUGAAGUAGAUGAGAAGAAGAAAUUCGUGGCAGGUCAGAUCAUCAAACUUGCUGAUCAGGAGGCCUUUGUUGCCGGCCAGACAGUGGAGACCCUACAAGGGAAGAAGUUUGUGCCAGGUCAGACUAUCAUAAACAAGAAUGGUGACAUCAGUUUCUUGCCUGGUCAGUGUAUUAAGUCACCUGAUGAAAAUGUAAACUUUGUUGCUGGUCAGAUAUUCAAUAGUCCCAAUGGUCCGAAGUUCGUGGCUGGUCAGGUGAUGGAUCGCGGCGAUGGUAAUUCAGUUUUUAUCACCGGUCAGACAAUCAAUACCGAGGAGGGUCCAAAAUUCAGUCCAGGCGAGGUGACGGUAGAUGCGUAUGGAGAGGAGCUGUUUGUGCCAGGUAUGAAGAUGCCCACCGUAGACGGCGAGAAGUUCGUCACGGGUCAAGCUUUCCAGACCGAAGAGGGGCUUACCUUCAAGCCAGGUCAGAUAAUGGACACUAUCGAGGGUCCAACGUUUGUUCCCGGUAAGACCUUCGAUACUCCAGAGGGUAAGAAAUUCAUCAAGGGUGACCUGGUGCAAGACGAGGAAGGCAAACUCAAGUUUGAGCAUAGGCCCUUCGAAGUGCCCAAGAUCAGCGAGUGGUUGGUAAUCCCUAAUAAGGAACUCCAACCUCUAGCCGUGGCUGACAGGAACGUGGCCGGAUUCACCGUCAAUCCCACGAACACGGACAGUAUUCUGGUAGGGGAGAGAUUGUAUGGAGACAUGGUGGAGACCCAGAAAGCGGUACAAUUCUACCUCACUGGCAAAAUGCCCAAUGAUAUCUCUCCGGAUUCUAAAGUCAUUCCGGGUCAACUUAUCGUCAAUGAAGUGGAUAAGAGGUUCAUCCCUGGUAAACUGAUGACCACUGCUGACGGUGAGAGGUUCGUGCCAGGUCAAACGGUCAACACAAGUCAUGGGGAGGAGUUCAUCCCAGGUCAGAUUGUCGAGAGCUCAGAUGGUCCAAAGUUUGUACCAGGGCAGGUCGUGAUGACUUCAAAGGGUGAGAAGUUCGUACCAGGUCAGGUCAUUGUGGAGGACGAUGGCCCAAAAUUCGUCCCAGGUCAGAUCAUCCAGACGAAGAAUGGAGCCACCUUUAUCCCUGGACAGAUGAUGAGUACAGAUGAAGGUCAGCUCUUCGUUCCAGGUCAGUUGGUGGAGACAAACGCUGGACCCCGCUUCGUACCAGGUCAGGUCGUGGAAAGCCCUGAGGGACCGAAGUUUAUCCCCGGCACCAUCAUUGAGACAGACGAAGGGUUGAAGUACGUUCCACCAGAUGCAGACGAAAUCGACGAGGACUUCCAGAUCUCCUUCCAGGGCUUCGAGAUCAGCGAAGAGGAAUUGGCUCUUUUAAUGACAAAUCCCACAGACACACGUCCUCACUCCCCCAUCAUGAGCGAGGAGGGCCUUAUAGAUUCAGCCACGCUGAAGAAACUGGCCAUGGAUACCGUCUUUGUCCAUGGCGUGACUCCAGAACCACCUCCUCCCUUGCCAGAAAAGAAGAAAAAGAAGAAAAAGGCACGAGUGCAGCUGGAUGCUGUGGAGGAAGAUGGAAAAGAAGAGGUUGAGGAGCCAGACGAUGGGACAGAUAAGGUUGACGUUUUGCUGAGAUUCAUCAGGGCCUCGACGAGUAUGUCUCAGACGAGACGAGCUAAAGAGAUGAAGAAGCUCUCCAGGCUGCUUGGAGAGCGAGAGUACGAUAAUAUGACACUCUUGCAGGUGGAUGCCAUGGCCCACAUCCUGUCCACAGUCAAUGGCACGGGAGAGGUAGUUCGUGUGUUCUUGGGUGAGAACGAACAGCUAAUUAGCGACAUCGUUGACUACGUCGAUUCCACCGACACGGACUCCAUCAGCAGGAAUGACCAGGCUAAGCGAACCCUUAGGAAAGCUGUUCAGAGAGUUGUGGCAAAAUACUGCGACAAAGAGAUUGAUGAUAUCAUCCACCUCCUGAACAUCAAUCCCGAGAAUCUCCUGACUGACACACGAAUCCAGGUGCUACUGACGGAGGCUGUCGGCAUCGUUUGCGUCACUGGCAACGUGGAAGUCGCCGCUAUGUUGGAGCGAUUCAUCUCGGAGCCUUCAGACCCCAACGCUCUCAGAGACAACCCAGACGUGGUCUCUGUCCUCCGCCAGUUGGUAGUUCUUCACAAAAUUGCAGAACGUGACACAGACGUGGCUAAAAUGCUACAGGUCCUGCAGACUAACCCCGAGGGACUGAAAGACCGGAGGAAAAUCAGAGAACUACUGAAGAACGCCAACCUGCUGCUGAGACUGCCCAAAGUGGAAGGAGAAGACGUGGCGUCCUUUGACCUCCGUCACGUGGCGUCUUCAAAGGACAUUCCCACCAAGAUCUUUGAGCAGAUCCGCGAGGACAGGAAGGAAGCCGACAAGUUCAUCGAUAUGCUUCCUGACGAACUCUUCCGGGAGAUCCUACAAGACAAGCGCUGCGGGGAGUCCUUCCUGGAGACUCUCGACUCAGAGAAGGCCAGCAAAGCUAAAUCUGAGCAACACAAAUUCAAAAAAGGGAAAGGGCCAUUGUGAUAACGAAGGACACAUCAGGCUUCUUUCCCCAAAGGAAAACUAGCGCCGGCCAAGGUUAUUGAAACCCCGGGUCAUGCCAUUCCACUAUGCCAAAAAACCCCUCGUAUGAGAAGACGACAACUCAAGCGUCGUGGAGGAGCUGUGGCCUGCCAGACGCACGAGACGACAGCUCAAGCGUCAUGGAGGAGCUCUGGGCUGCCAGAUGCACGAGACGACAACUCAAGCGUCGUGGAGGAGCUGUGGCUGCCAGACGCACGAGAUGACAACUCAAGCGUCGUGGAGGAGCUGUGGCCUGCCAGACGCACGAGACGACAACUCAAGCGUCGUGGAGGAGCUGUGGCCUGCCAGACGCACGAGAUGCCAACUCAAGCGUCGUGGAGGAGCUGUGGCCUGCCAGACGCACGAGACGACAACUCAAGCGUCGUGGAGGAGCUGUGGCCUGCCAGACGCACGAGAUGCCAACUCAAGCGUCGUGGAGGAGCUGUGGCCUGCCAGACGCACGAGACGACAACUCAAGCGUCGUGGAGGAGCUGUGGCCUGCCAGACGCACGAGAUGCCAACUCAAGCGUCGUGGAGGAGCUGUGGCCUGCCAGACGCACGAGAUGCCAACUCAAGCGUCGUGGAGGAGUUGUGGCCUGCCAGACGCACGAGAUGACAACUCAAGCGUCGUGGAGGAGCUGUGGCCUGCCAGACGCACGAGAUGACAACUCAAGCGUCGUGGAGGAGCUGUGGCCUGCCAGACGCACGAGACGACAACUCAAGCGUCGUGGAGGAGCUGUGGCGUGCCAGACGCACGAGAUGACAACUCAAGCGUCAUGGAGGAGCUCUGGGCUAUCAGACGCACGAGAUGACAACUCAAGCAUCGUUGAGGAGUUGUGGCCUACGCACGAGAUGACAACUCAAGCGUCGUUGAGUUGUGGCCUGCCAGACACACGAGAUGACAACUCAAGCGUCGUGGAGGAGUUGUGGCCUGCCAGACGCACGAGAUGCCAACUCAAGCGUCGUGGAGGAGCUGUGGCCUGCCAGACGCACGAGAUAACAACUCAAGCGUCGUGGAGGAGCUGUGGCCUGCCAGACGCACGAGAUGACAACUCAAGCGUCGUGGAGGAGCUGUGGCCUGCCAGACGCACGAGAUGCCAACUCAAGCGUCGUGGAGGAGCUGUGGCCUGCCAGACGCACGAGAUAACAACUCAAGCGUCGUGGAGGAGCUGUGGCCUGCCAGACGCACGAGAUGACAACUCAAGCGUCGUGGAGGAGCUAAGACAAGGAAACAUAUUUACCAUCAUUCAUCCAGCACCUGUGGUGCUGGAAAAAAGCGGACAUCACACUGGUGGUGGAGUUUACAUCCUGCAGACUACAGGAGGAUCAAGAAGACAUCCUGUAGACUACAAGACUACACUGGAGAUAGGGUAUAAAUCAUACGGGCCUGUGAUAACCCCUGGAGAUGACUGUGUUUGGUGUCGACAGAGGGCCAUGUCAGGCGAGCAGUACAGCAUGGUGAUGCUGGGGAAGAGGCGCUCAUCUGCCGUUCACGAUCUCCUCUACACCUCCCUCCUGCCUUCUUCGGGACCCACCAGACUCUCCUACACCGACGGCGGCAUCAAUGGAGACCUGGACGAUGUACUUCCCUACCGCCGCUCCUCCAGGGCCGGCUCCCUCGUCUGGAAUGAUCUGGAUUCUGCAUCUCUCACCUCACAGCGCAAGGCUCUCAACGGUUACGGGGACUACCAGAGGCGCGGAUCUCAAACUCUUAGUGACUUCGAUGACAUGGAUGGUUCUUCCAAUAUGCAGCGACGGGCGUCUCGCGGCCACAAUGAUGUGUCUGGAUUUGAUGCUGUCAACUUCAUUUAUCGUCGACCUACGCGGGAGGAACUGGAUGACUACGGUACAUCUUACAGUGCCUUGAUGCCUUGCAAUCCAGUAGUGCUGGACGAAGUCACCGAUCCUGCACCUCUUUGUCGCUCCGAUACUGUUGCUAAACUCCUGGAUAAGUAUACUAAUUUUUCCACGAGGCGAGAGUUUGGUUACCACCCUCCGAACAGUGCCUGGGCGAGGCACGUUGGGAAAACGAGAGACUUUGUGUCCGGACUCCCUGACUUUAAGGGCGAGGAUGAAGAACAAGAACCAGAAUUGGUGGAUGAAGAAGGAUACACGACUUCGGAACGCGCGAUGCUGCCCCCGACGAAACUUUUAGCUUGUGCUGACGCGGGUAAACACAGAAACGUCUCAGAUACCAGAGACCACUUACCCCGGUCUUUGACCAACAGCAGGGAAGCACCAUCUCUUCCUGAUGAGUACUCUGUGGUCCCCGUUGAAGAUGGCACAGCAGACGAAUCCCGGGGAGGUGAUAGCACUUAUUUAGGUCCUGAUAUUAACUUAAUGACCCACGAUAGCUCAUAUAUCCCUCGGACCUCCUACGUUUCCAAUAAACCAAUGUCCAAAGAAGACCAGUUGGUCUCCACUCCGCCUCCCAGACGGAAAGCCGCGCGGCCUGCAGCACAGGAAGUUAACGAAGUACAGGACCCUCUGGAGUCGCUGCCACCAGGUCGGCCUGGAGGAGCUCUUCAGCGCUACAUGGAGAGGAAGGCCAGAGAGACUCGGGCAGUCCACGACCAGUCUGAAGCUUCUGAAGAAAGGAUCGAACCACCUCUGGAGACUCGAAGUCGGGUAUCGAAGACCUCUCGUGGAAGGCAGUUACAGGAGGGUGGCAAGGCACCGCCUCAGUCACAGGGUCCUAGGAACUGGCCAGACCAAGAUGACCUGAGGACUUCCCUCGCUCGAGACUCCUAUGGCCCGGCCUCACAAGAGAGUCCAUACAGACACACUCCUGAUGAUCGCUUUGACAGAACUCCGCAAGAUCCAUACAGAAGACCAGAGGAUCAAUACAACAGGAUGUCACAGGAUGCCUAUGGAAGAACAUCACUGGAGCCUUACGUUAGGGAUAUGCAGGACUCUUACGGUAGGACUUCAGGAAACCCUAGCGUAAGGGGGUCACAGGACACUUACGGUCGGGAUCAGAAUCGUGAAGACUCGUAUGGUGACAGGUCUAUGAAGAGUAGGUAUGUCGGCGAGGAUCCAUCUCUAGGCAGCUACAGUCAGCGUCGGCCCACAUACGGCGGAGUGGCAGACGGCUACAGUCAGGACCUCACUGGUUACGGAGGCAGCUACGGAACCACCGGUUAUGGCAGUGGUUACGGUGGCGGUGGGGGAUACGACACCGGCGGCGGCGGCGGCGGCGGCGGCGGCGACGGCGGAAGAUACGGCAGCGCCUACAGCGGAAAUACCUAUAGCGCAGGUGGGGGGAGUUACGGUAGCGGCUACAGCGGUACCUAUGUCCCUGGUGGGGGCUACAGCAGUAGCUACGCUCCUGGCGUUAGCUACGGCGGUAGUUACGCUUCUAGCGGUGGCUACGGCGGUACUUAUGCUCCUAGCGGUGGCUACGGCGUGUAG